AUCGAUUCUGAUUAUUAAAAUCACUCAAGUGCUAUCAUUUGUGUCUUCUUCGCCAUUCUAGCAACUGGUAUUGCUCAGGAUUUCUCUUUCUUCUUCCUCCGACUGCUCCGUCAUAUUGGGCAUUUCCUGUCUUCUAUUUGCGUCAUAGUUCAUGUAUUAAAUCUCAUAUUUACCCUCUAAUUUGAAUUGUAUUACAAAUGAAGUGUGUAUUAUACUACAUGGAGUAUAUCUAACACAACUGACUUUGGGGCGCACAGAAAUUAUAAACAAUAGUUCGCCCCUGACAUUUGCUUUGGUACACACAGAUGUAUAAUAAAUAAAGUCUAUUUAAACGCUGAGGGUUGCGAAGUACAUGAAAACCAAGAAAUUCACCAUGACUGAAACUAAAAAGCUUCAUGUUGCUUUAUUUCCAUGGCUAGCAUUUGGCCAUAUAAUCCCUUAUCUUAAGGUAGCCAAACACAUAGCCCAGAAGGGUCACAAAAUCUCCUUUAUAUCUACUCCUAGAAAUAUUCAACGUUUGCCAAAAAUCCCUCCAAAUUUAUCAUCCGAUAUACAUUUCAUAAGCCUUCCCUUACCUCAGGUAGACAAUCUUCCCCCUCAUGCAGAGGCCACCAUGGAUAUACCUACCAACAAAACUCCUUACCUUAAAAUAGCUUAUGAUGGGCUAAAAGAACCCUUGUUUCAGUUUUUAAAAACUUCUGCUCCAGAUUGGAUCAUUUACGAUUUUGCCGCUCACUGGCUACCUCCGAUCACUUCAGAUCUUGGCAUUUCUAGUGCCUAUUUAAGUAUUUUCUCCGCUUGGACAAUAACUUUCCUGGCAUCGUCAUCGUCGGCCUUGAUUAACGGUGAUGAUGAACGGACUCGACCGGAGGGUUUCACUGUCCCUCCUAAGUGGGUACCAUUUCCCUCCAAAGUUGCGUAUCGGAUUCAUGAGGCAAAAAGAGCUUUUGAACAUUUCGAAGUAAAUGAUUCGGGUUUAUCCGAUAUGUAUCGUCUAGGUACAGUAAUGGCGGCAGUCGAUGUACUUGCUGUAAGGAGCUGCUUCGAGCUAGAAGCUGAUCAUUUAAAGCUUUUUGAACAACUUCACGGUAAGCCUGUGCUUCCAAUUGGCCUACUUCCGCCGUCAGAUCUGGAUGUUACAGGUGGCGAUGAUGAAACGUGGCUUAAAAUCUGUGGCUGGCUAGACAAGCAAAACAAAGGAUCUGUCAUAUACAUAGCAUUUGGAAGUGAGUCGGAAGUGAAUCAAAAAGAUCUGAAUGAAUUGGCACUUGGAUUAGAGCUAUCAGGAUUGCCAUUCUUUUGGACUCUAAGGAAGCAAGGUAACUCGUUCGAGUUACCGGACGGAUUUGAAGAGAGAGUGAAAGGACGUGGAAUAGUGUGGACGAGUUGGGUACCUCAACUCAGAAUUCUAGGGCAUGAGUCGGUUGGCGGGUUUUUGACUCACUGCGGCUUCAGUUCAAUUAUAGAGGCACUUAAUUUUGGACUCGCAUUGAUUUUGUUUCCCGUCUCAAUUGACCAAGGGUUAAAUGCCAGGGUUUUGGAAGAGAAGAAGUUGGGGGUAGAAGUAAAAAGAAAUGAGCAAGACGGAUCGUUUACAAAGGAAUCGUUGGCCGAGUCACUGAUGCUGGUUAUGGAUAACGAGAAAGGAAAAUUAUAUAGAGAAAGUGCUAACGAGAUGAGGAAGUUAAUUACAAAUAGAGAUGUUCAUAAUGGAUGCAUAGACCAGUUUAUUGAGUUUCUACAAACUCACCGAGUUGGGAGUAGGGAGUAACUUGGUGAUACAUUCUCACGCGGACAGUUGGUGUCCUUGGUGUAUGAAUUCACACAUGUGCUAAUUUCGAAACCAAGAAUCGUUAUGUAUGUAAGAGCAUAUCGAUUGCUAACGAGUUGUGAAAUAAAAGCGGCUGUAGCUGACGUGUUGUGAAAUAAAA
Jatropha curcas is the source of this 1931-nucleotide messenger RNA. Its product is annotated as putative UDP-rhamnose:rhamnosyltransferase 1. Lineage: Eukaryota; Viridiplantae; Streptophyta; Magnoliopsida; Malpighiales; Euphorbiaceae. Gene Ontology annotation, molecular function: UDP-glucosyltransferase activity. The record is from RefSeq and is a predicted model, not a curated record.